Phaeodactylum tricornutum CCAP 1055/1 is the source of this 2641-nucleotide messenger RNA. RefSeq lists its product with no specific name. The transcript has a single exon. Bases 116 to 2470 code for a protein of 784 amino acids. NCBI's taxonomy places the organism in Eukaryota, Bacillariophyta, Bacillariophyceae, Surirellales, Neidiaceae. Gene Ontology annotation, molecular function: protein binding. The record is from RefSeq and is a predicted model, not a curated record.
CAGAGCGCCGAAAGAACACAGAGCUCAUACCACAGGAACAGACGCAAAAUACUAGUCGUCAAGAACGCUCUAUCUGGACAAACCUGCAACAGCUUUUUCGAUACCGAUCUACGCAAUGUACAAUCAUUCCAUCUCGUCCGAAACAAUAAGGCGGUAUUUCUGUCGGACUGUUGCUCCUUUAAUUGUAAUCUCGUCCUUCGCACUAUUUCACACGACGCAGUCAGCCUUUGUACCAACACGAUCAUUCCGACAGGACCAUGCGCCUUCCCGAAGGCAGUCGUUCCUCAGCGGUAGUGUUCCGAUUCUCCGAAGCAUUGCCGUCGACGACGACACCGCCGAGGAGAGUAGUCUACCAAGACAACAAACACCCAGCGAUCAAAAGCCAUCCGUUAAUCAGCUUGUCACCGAUCGGUUCCACGAGGAUAUGCUGAGAGUUUUGGAGUCUCGUAGCCACUUUCUCGCCGAUUCGUUAAAGCAAAGUAUGCAGCGACAUACACGACCCGUCAUACUGGACCACAAUAGUGAUCCAGACGGGGCCGAGCGAGUACUUUCCAUGCUGCGGCAUUUGCAAAAUAUCAAUGCCGCUACGGAAGAGUCGUUUCAAAUUGUCAUGCAAGCGUUUGUGAACCGGGGGAGAGUUCGAUGGCAAGAACACAACAAAAACGUGAUGUGCGCAGCGGAUCAGGUCGAAACACUGUUGGAAGAGCUGCUAAGGUCACACCCCAGAUCCACCCUAUCGAUGGAGACUUUCCAAUUGGCGCUACAAGCAUACGCUACUUGCUCCACCCCGCGCGGCGACCGAGACUACGCAAAUCGAGCCGAUGAACUUCUCCAGCGGAUGGAAUCUAUGUUUGGACAAGUUUCGGUGGAAGCGUUGGUGCACGUGUUGCACGCAUACGCUUGGCAGCAGGCCAAUCUACAGGAAGGCGAUUGUGCGAGCCGUGCUACUGAUCUGCUGAACCAGAUAGUCAAGCGCACGAAUGACCCCGUUAUUCUGAUGAAAUGUUACAAUUGGGUUUUGGAAGCAUGGAGUAAGAAUGGCUCACCCGGUAGUGCCGAUCAGGCCGACGCUGUCUUCAAGAAAGCACAGAGCUUGGCGCAGUCGUUGCCUGUAAGCAAAGAAAAAGCGGCAAAGAUGCUCGAUGCAGAAUCUUAUUCCAAUGCAAUACUCGCCUGGUCAAAGGCCCAUGACAUUGGUUCUGCGGAAAAAUCCCACGAGUUGCUGCUAGAAAUGAUUGAAAAGUUCGAGACAGGUGCUUUUCCAGAAGAAUCCGAGCCUCCGCUUAUCGCAUUUAACGGUGUCAUUUCGGCAUGGGGGCGAGUUGGAAAACCGGAUAGGGCGCACGACAUCUUACGCCUGAUGGACAAGCUCCAGACAAAGUGCGAGACUCUGGUGCCCGACUCCUUGUCGUACAAUACUGUCUUGCACGCCUAUCUUCGCUUAAGAAAUCGCAAAAGCUCUUUGGAAAAGUCGUUGGCCCUUUUGAAGCACAUGGAAGAGCACAGUGUCAAGCAACCAGCCAUCAAGCCAAACGCAUUUACAUAUAAUACCCUUGUCAAGUGUUGGGUACAAAGUGGGCAUAUGGACAGUGGUGAAGAAUCGGAGAAGCUCUUGCUGAAAAUGGAACGCCUGUGGGCCAACGGAGACCGAUCGUUACCACCAAACAAUCGAGUAUUCAAUAUGGUUAUUAACGCCCACGCCAAGAAGGUCAACGAUAGGUCGGCAGCUCGUAAGGCCGAAAAAAUUCUAUUGCGGAUGCGGGCUUCGCCGUCUUGUCAACCCGAUAUAAUCACGAUCACCUCCAUUCUAGAGUGCUGGUCCAAGUCGGGUGAUCCAGAUGCUCCAUUACGAGCUGAGACACUCUUGCAGGAAGCCUUCGACGAAUAUUAUAAAACGCGUGAACGAGCAAUGAUGCCCAACUUGAGAACGUUUACCAUGGCCAUUUUGUGCUUUGCUCAAAAUCAAGGUAGCACGGUGAAAGCCAGGGCACUCCUGACGCAGUUAGUUGAUUUGUACGAGGAGACUCAAGAUCCAGAGUUGAAGCCGAAUGAGUAUCCCUUCAAUUACGUACUUAAUUGUGCAGCCAAUUCAUUAGAAAAUCAGACGCAAGCCUUUCAAAUCGCAACGCAAACAUAUCAACAAAUGCGACAGUCUCCAACGGUCCGCCCGGAUAGUUUUACGUACAACUUUUGGCUCAAAUGUUGUAACAAUCUGCUCCCACCGAGCGAGCUACGUGCAAAGUGCGUUUCGUACGCUUUUGAUGAAUGCAAAAAAGACGGACUUUUGACUAAAGAAGUAUUGACUCGUCUGUUUCAAGGCAAUCCGCCGGCGUUAGUAGACGAAUUGCUUGAAUUAACGGCGACCCCCGCUACCGCAGCAACUCAUCCUUCCCAUGUUCGACCGUCAUACCGGACACUGUCGGUGCAAGACUUGAAUCCGUCCUGGAGUCGAAACGCGUCGCGGCGUUAGCGAUAUAUUAAUUGCUUUCUUCUUUUAUAAGACACCUAAAUGGGGAUCGGGAAUUCCUGAGUGUAUGGUCUUGUAUUUAACAAAUCCCUCAAAUGACAGUCAGAAAGAUCUCACAGUCAGCAACUGUUCCAACGAACGAACGCUAACUGUACGUAGACUACUUUUUAUGAU